AUGCUUCCUUUGGCUGUUCCAAGUUUCAUGGAACACAGUCCAGAAGUUUGGUUUAAGAUAUUCGAGAUCGAACUAGAAAAUAAGGGCAUAACGGCGGACCGUCCAAGGUACAAUCAGCUCGUCCCACGCCUUCCUCCGUCGGUAGUGACGCUGAUUGAGGACAUUCUACUCUGCCCAUCGAAUGAGGCAAAGUAUGAAACGAUGAAGCAAGCGAUUUUGAAAGAGUUACGACCCAGCGCACGAACACGAUUUGAGCAGCUCAAUGGUCUCAAGCUUGGAGAUCGCAAGCCGUCGACAUUGCUCCGCGAACUUCAGCGCAUCGCUGGUCCCUUAUUCUUGAGCGAAGAAGGGAUAAAGGAGCUGUGGUUUGCACGUCUCCCAGAGCCAUUGCCGGUAAUGCUGUCCAUGUUUAUAGAUGCACCCUUGAAAGACUUAGCUACCAAGGCAGACGCUGCGUUCGAACGUUUUCCGCAGCAGACGACCAGUAACUCCGGUGACGUAUUCUCACCGAUGAAAACCGAAUCUAAUGUUUGUUCCCAGUCGCUAGACCGAUCUGACUCUAAAGAUGAGGAAAUUGCGCUACUUCGCAGCAGGAUAGCAGCAAUGAAGGCUUCGAAGCAGCGUGUGCCACGGUCAAAUGCUGACCACGUUUUGGCUACCGUUCAUUGCGGCUCGUCUGUGCCUGCACCGAAUACGUCACGUUCGGCACGAAAGCGCCACAUUUUCCUUACAAGUUCUCAGUCAGAUAAUGUCAAGCCCGUCGAAGAAGUAUGUUGGUAUCACCGCCAAUACGGUGGAAGAGCUAGACGUUGUCGGGCUCCCUGCAUUAGGCACGACCCUGGGAAAACGAAUAGCCCGCAUACUAGCACUACAAACGUAUCAUGCAAUAACCAAGCAAACCGACUGUUUUACGUUAAGGAUCGACGUUCUUCCAUCACGUUCCUCAUCGACACGGGAGCGGAAGUCAGCGUCAUCCCAGCGACCGCUAGCGACAAGCACUCGAAGCCUACGUACAAUUUGCGUGCGGCCAACGGUUCUCCGAUAGCUUCAUUCGGUCAGCGCAUGAUGAACCUAGACCUCAAUCUUCGCCGAGAUUUUCAGUGGGUCUUCAUGGUUGCGUCUGUACCCUUCGCAAUUAUCGGUAUCGACUUCCUCCGACAUUUUGGGUUGCUUGUUGAUGCUGGUCGCCACAGACUUUUAGACGACCGUACGAAACUAGGUGUUGAUGGUGUCCUUUCAGAUGCCCCGGUAAUCAGCCCUGUAUUUCGGAUCGCAGACGCACCGUCCGACUACUUGAGCCUCCUCUCCGAAUACCCGCGACUGGUUCGACCGGCUGCAGAGCUUCCACCAGUCACGACAGAGGUCGCUCACCACAUAGUUACGCGCGGUCAACCAGUUAGUGCACGACCAAGACGGCUUGCUCCAGACAAACUACGGGCAGCACGAGCCGAAUUUGACCACAUGCUUCAACUUGGUAUCGUCAGACCGUCCAACAGCCCAUGGGCGUCGCCUCUGCACAUGGUCCCGAAGAAGGUUGUGGGGGACUGGCGUCCUUGCGGCGACUAUCGAUCCUUAAAUACGGUGACCACGCCCGAUCGCUAUCCGAUACCACACAUAGUGGAUCUCACCGCCAGUCUGGCGGGUAAAAGUAUCUUCAGCAAAAUCGACUUGGUACGCGCAUACAACCAAAUUCCGGUAGCCGAGGCGGACAUCGCUAAAACUGCCGUGACGACUCCAUUUGGUUUGUUCGAGUUUCUGCGUAUGCCAUUUGGCCUAAAGAACGCCGCGCAAACUUUUCAGCGUUUCAUCGACCAAGUUUGUCGCGGCUUAGACUUCGCUUACGCGUAUCUUGACGACAUUUUAAUCGCAAGCUCUUCACGAGAAGAGCACAUACGCCACGUACGAACACUUUUUGAUCGUUUAUCUCAACACGGGGUGACGAUCAACGCAGAAAAGUGUUCGUUUGGUGUCGAUUCAGUUAAUUUCCUGGGCCAUCGUAUCUCUUCUGCAGGCGUCGUGCCACUGCAAGAUAAAAUUCAAGCCAUUAUCGACUACCCCGAGCCUCAUUCUUUCAAACAGCUCAGGCGUUUUGAUGGCCUGGUCAACUUUUACCGUCGAUUUAUACCCAACUGCGCCUCUCUGAUGCAACCCCUCACGGACCUUCUCCGAGGGAAACUAAAGACGUUCGAAUUUCCUACCGCA
Molecule: messenger RNA, 2202 nt
Organism: Dicrocoelium dendriticum
Lineage: Eukaryota; Metazoa; Platyhelminthes; Trematoda; Plagiorchiida; Dicrocoeliidae
Source: the annotation of a GenBank genome assembly